Silurus meridionalis is the source of this 2193-nucleotide messenger RNA. RefSeq lists its product as uncharacterized. Lineage: Eukaryota; Metazoa; Chordata; Actinopteri; Siluriformes; Siluridae. The record is from RefSeq and is a predicted model, not a curated record. The coding region runs from base 114 to 1739 and encodes 541 amino acids. The transcript is spliced from 12 exons.
AGUUGUCACGACGUCUGAAAAAAUAGAGGAAGGAAACAAACACUGUUCAUAUUACACAUACACUCUGCCUAGUCCACUUCUGCUCUGUCCACGAGAUAAUACUAAACAUUACAAUGUUGUUGGAGUUUGCUGGUUUUCUUCACUUGAUCUUUCUGAUACAUGCUCAAGUUUUUUCUCCUCAGAAAACCUGGCCUGUAAGAUGUGUUGAUGAAAGCAUCUGUACAUUAGAAACCAUGCACGUGUUCAUCAAAUGCUCUUACACACACAGCAGCAUCCACACUGUGAUCUGGUUCAGUCCUAAACAGAAAAAUAAAUGGAAGAAAGAGAAUUAUCCAGAGGAUCUGGCUUUGGACUUUGACUUUGCUGGCCGUGUCAGUCACACUGAGACCCUAAACUCCAGCACUCUGACAAUAAGAGACGUGAGACUGCGAGACUCUGGAGAAUAUCGCUUCAUGCUCGUCGCAGCAAACGGAGAGAAAUAUCUCAGCUCAUCAGCCGUGAAUCUGACAGUAACAGACUUGCAGGUGAAGGUACACCCCGGCAUCAUGGAGCAGCCAUUAACGCUCACCUGCAGCACCCAUUGCAGACUGACUACAAACUGGAUUACCUGGUGGAAGAACGGCAUACGUGUGAAUGCGCUCCAAAAUUCUGAGCCUCUUAAUCUAGCUGGUGCUGGUGAAGGAGGCAGCUACUCCUGUUCAGUCAAAACCAAAGUGAAUAAUAUCUAUUCCCCUGCAUACUGUGUUUCGGAAAAGGAUUGCUGGACUGUGACUUAUGCUCAAAGAAGAGUGUGUGCUUUAAAAGGUUCAUCUGUGAACUUCCACUGCACUUAUUUAUAUCCCAGUGGACAAAAAGUCAAUGAAAGCUACUGGACGUUCAAUCAGAAGGCCGUGAGACGUUUAGAAGAGUUUGCAGGUCGUGUGGAGUUUGUCGGAGAUAAAGUGAAUAACUGCACUUUAAGACUGACUGACCUUAAAGAGAGCGACUCGGGAGAUUACCGCUUUCACUUCACCACCAGUACCCCACACAGAGCCUUCAGUAGCUCACUCUGGGUCCAGCUGAUUGUUACAGAUGUUCAGGUCAGGGUGAAUUCUACCAAAGUGUCUGAUGGACAGACAAUAAUUUUGAGCUGUAUUACCAGCUGUACUCUUCCUCACCAUAUGUUUAGCUGGUACCAGAAUGGCAAAUACAUAAUGAACAAACCCACCAAAUGCAACAAUCUUUAUCUGGAUGAACCUAGCUACAACGAUAGAGAUGAAUACACAUGUGCUGCAAGAGUCAUUGAAGCCAAGAGCAUCACAGCAGGUUCAGAACGUGAUUGGUGGUGGAUUCAGCAUGCUAUAUAUGCAGCAGUGGGAUUCCUUUCAAUAUCAAUUUUGAUUUUGUUGAUUCAUCUUAUCAGAAGGGCAAAACGAAGCAAGAAUGAUACAGAUACUCAGUGUAUUACAAACCCUGUAGUUGACAUAUACACCAGUCUGGACCCAAAGACCAUGUCUCCCACUUAUGAUGUUCUUAGUAAUUUUCAGGCUGUAGAGGUUUCACUAACAGACACCUACACUUCUCUAAGCCCUGUAAACCGGUCCUCUGAUUACUGCACACUAUUUGCCUAUUCAAGGAUGAUGAGACACCAGCAAAUGCAUCCGGCACACGUAUCCGGUCAGGUUGCAAAAUCUUCAGCCGGUGCAGAACUAAAAGAAUCCUCAGGCUCAAUGUAUGAAAAUGUAGUACUCAAAAUGUAGAACUGUUAGACUGCACCACAUUCAUUGCAUAAUUUAUUUUGAGUUUGCAUGUGAUAUUAUAUUAGUAUAGAAACUGUUGGUAUUUUUUUUGUUGACAAUUAAAUAAAUAAAAAAGCAUAAUAUGCAAAAAUGAAUAAAAACAGUCAACACUAGAAUAAAAACUCUAACAGAAUCAGCUAUAGGUCUUAAGCAUAUUAUUAUAAAUAUAUAUCUUUAUAUUAAUGUACAGUCAAAGCAUACCAGGUUAUUGUUAUAUUCUAUCUAUAGUUUAUAGGACUGUGGUUUAGAGACAGUGGCAUUGAGUAAAAGACAGGAAGCUGGAUUCAGUAAAGGAUUAAAAAAAUAAGUUUAUUAGAGGGACCACACAUGCAGGACGCUUUAGAGACAAGGUUAGAGAGGCGAGAUUGAGAUGGUUUGGACAUGUGCAGAGGAGGGACGUGGGGUAUAUCGGUAG